UCUACAACCUGCAAGGCUCUGCAAGGUGACAAUGAUGAAGUUCCCUUUUGGUCCUUCCCUGUCCUGCACCUCUCCCGGUCAAUUCAAGAAGGUCCACAAAUUUCUGCGUUAAGCAGCUAGGGUGAGGGGGCUGCCAUAUGAUUGGUACUGGUAUGUGAGUAUGUGCUUCCACGAAAUGCUGAUGUUUUUCCGAUCGCAAGGCCAUCGACCAAAUCGAUAGAAUCGAUGAGAUUGAGGCUGACAGCCCAACUUCGAACUGCGGCACUGGCAGUACUAUGCUGUCCAACGCAUUGAACGCAUUGGCUUCCAAAAGCACGCAGCAAGGCAAGCCAAGUAAACACAUCUUCCCGCCAACCCGGCUUGGCAGCUUGGCAGCUGGCCUACGCUCCCAGAAUGAUUUUGAGCAGGGCUUCGAGGCUGAAUUUGCUACAAGUGGUUUUACGCGGCCUCUAGGUUUUGAGGUGCGGGAUGCAUCCCAUGUAGAAGGCGCUUUUGAAGCUUCUUUUGGUUUGGAAGAAGCUGACACCGUGGAGAGAACCGAAGUCGGCCUGGAUGCAACCUCACGGGUGCUCAUCGCUCAGCUGUCUGAUCUCCCCGAGGAUGAAUUUACAGAGGCUGUCGGCCGCUUCGGGGAGGAGGUCGCGUUGAAGGUGCUCAAACAACGCGGAUUUGAUAUCAUUUGGGUCAACCAAUAUGCAGAAACAGGCUUGCCUUUUGAUUUCUUGGUCCGGCCAAGCAGUACAUGUUCGUUUCCGCCCGCUAUGGCCAAGCUAUGCUCCACAAAAUCCGAGGAGGAGGUGCCUUCCCUCCAAAUGAUUGAGGCGGGCGCACUAGUCAACAGUAUUUUUGGUGGAGGUCAAGACAAGUCUCACAUCAAAUGCUCACACCUUCGACAUCAGCCCAACGCAGUUGUCCAUGGCCAGAUGCCUGGGCAAGCGCUAUUGGCUCGCAGUGGUGAGGAAAGUGUCUGAAAGCUUGGGGCAAGUUCAGCUACACAAGGAUUUAGACGAUGCAAUUAGAAAAGGACGAGUGAAGUUGCUUUUGGUGGCAUGAACUUCAGGAUUCAGUGCAGGUUUCCUGGCAUCGGCCCCGAUCUUGCUUCCACUGAAAGCUUCACGUCUAUUGACUAUUGAGAACAAUGGAGAGGAAUUGCCAAUGCUUUGGCUGGUCCAAGCUGGGGUAUUGUGCAAAUGCUGUGUACAUGAACUUGAACUGCCCAAAGAGCUGCAAAUGUGGCAGUAAGGGCAGGCCAAACUGCAACAGCCUCAAUCAGCCACGCUGCCAACCACUGGUCUACAUGCAGUGCUGCAGUGCUCGGUGCUACGGGCUCGGCAAGGAUCUCCUGGUCUAGGCAAACCCGAGUACUCGAUCAGAGUCACUGAGCAGUGUGCUUGUUGAAGCAAAUUCGGACUUGGGCGGCUCAAGUUUCAGAACAAUGCUCCUUCUUUGCAUGGUGUGCAUCAUCAGCCUUGUGCCAGUAGAUUGCUUUUCCUCCAAUUCGCUCCCAGUCAAUUGCUGGCAUGUCCUUGAAGCCUCCACCUUGACUGGAGAAUGCAAGAUGACGGAUACUACACCAGCAAGCCUAACGACAAGGAUAUGUUCAAUAAUUCUAAG
This is a messenger RNA of Durusdinium trenchii, 1614 nucleotides long. Lineage: Eukaryota; Dinophyceae; Suessiales; Symbiodiniaceae. The record is from the annotation of a GenBank genome assembly.